Molecule: messenger RNA, 606 nt
Organism: Soboliphyme baturini
Lineage: Eukaryota; Metazoa; Nematoda; Enoplea; Dioctophymatida; Soboliphymatidae
Source: the annotation of a GenBank genome assembly
AUGCGACGAUCUUCCAGUCGUUCUUCAAGUCGCGAGGGUAAGAAGAAGCCUCACGAUGAUCUUAAGACUGGAAAUGCGUCCUCAGACAUGGACGAAAUAACACUGGGAGCGGAAACAGCGGUGGCAAUGGAGAAACUCAAACAGCUUUCUUAUACCCGUCCGUUCCUCGCCAGUCGUCCAUCGAGUCCCGUUUCCCAGACAGCUGGACCAAGCGAAGUUGCAACCGUGAAAAUGAAAGAAGCCGAAAACACGAGUAUUGAUGUUGCAAAUCUACGUUUGUCGACUUCUGAAGAACUUGCCCAUACCGGUGUUUUUACCGGAGAGCCAGAAUCGUUGUCAGAGUCUAAUAACGAUACUCAAAGCAACGUGGUAGCAAAUGGAGAAGAGGUCAACGUUUCAAAGAUACCGGGCUUUUUAAUGUUAGAUGACAUUGUUCUCAGAAUGAUAAUCAACCUUUCCAGUGCUGAUUCAUCGGCAGACGAGAUCAAAAAACUUCUGCCGAAACAGCUUCUUUUUCCCAUGCUGCUAAUUUGUACCAGUGAAAACCUGUACUCUGCUGGACGAAACUCUUCUCGAAAGUUCGAAAAUGUCGUUGUUCUGAUUUAG